This is a messenger RNA of Paramormyrops kingsleyae, 860 nucleotides long. RefSeq names its product microfibril-associated glycoprotein 4. Lineage: Eukaryota; Metazoa; Chordata; Actinopteri; Osteoglossiformes; Mormyridae. The record is from RefSeq and is a predicted model, not a curated record. Gene Ontology annotation, biological process: blood coagulation.
AAUUAAUACAAUUUGUAGGGAUGCAAAAACCACCAUUUGUAAAUCAGCGAUUCGUCAGUAACAGAGCUGGAUUUUUCGCUUUAUUUUUCACUUCCUUUGACUUACGCCAUCUUUUAACCAUUGAUAAAUUCUCGGUACUCUAACAGAUCCUCAUAUUGAUGGUGCUGGUACCAGUGGCAGUCCAGUCCCUCAUGUUCCAGCCUCUGGACUGUGCAGACAUUUACAACGCUGGCUUUAACAUCAGUGGGGUCUACAGGAUUUAUCUGGCUGGGCCCAGCUCACCCGUCUACGUUUACUGUGACAUGGAAACCGACGGAGGGAAGUGGACGGUGUUCCAGAGAAGGAUGGACGGCACUGUCAACUUCUACAGGGGCUGGGAUCAGUACAAGAGUGGAUUCGGUGAUGUAAAGACAGAGUACUGGCUGGGUCUAGAGACCAUCCAUCUCCUCACUCUGAAGAAGAGAUACGAGCUGAGAGUGGACAUGGAGGACUUCCAGGGAGCCAAGGUCCAUGCCAAAUACUCCUCCUUCGCAAUUUCUCCUAAAGCGAUCAAUGCUGAAAGUGACGGAUACACACUCCAUGUUAGUGGAUUCAAAGAUGGCGGAGCAGGAAAUUCCCUAGAUUCUCACAACAACCAGAAGUUCUCCACCUUUGAUCAAGAUCAGGAUGCUUUCUCUGGCAACUGUGCACUGGACUAUCUGGGAGGAUUCUGGUAUAACCAGUGUCACACUGCAAACCCAAAUGGCAUUUACAUGUGGGGGGCAGUGGACACCCGUGGAAUAACUUGGCAUCACUGGAAGUCAAGCCACUACUCUAUGAAGACCAUCGCUAUGAAGAUGAGGCCAGUGAAUCUCCCCUAA